Messenger RNA from Tarenaya hassleriana, 2423 nucleotides. RefSeq names its product L-type lectin-domain containing receptor kinase S.4-like. The transcript has a single exon. The record is from RefSeq and is a predicted model, not a curated record. Gene Ontology annotation, cellular component: plasma membrane. The coding region runs from base 145 to 2232 and encodes 695 amino acids. Lineage: Eukaryota; Viridiplantae; Streptophyta; Magnoliopsida; Brassicales; Cleomaceae. Gene Ontology annotation, molecular function: carbohydrate binding; ATP binding; protein kinase activity. Gene Ontology annotation, biological process: protein phosphorylation.
AAUUCAAUUCGUAGUGCUCUCUCUCUCUCUCUUUCCCACUGUCACAAAGCCAUCACCAAAGUCUUCUUCAUCUUCUUCACAGAUUCACAGAAAAAAAAAACACAUUUAAGUGAGUUUCGUUAUGUAAGGACCAUUUCAUCGACCAUGAAAAUCGAUAUUUUCUCGAAUUUAUUCCAAAUAAUAUUCAUUUUCCAUUUCUUAUUUGUCAUCUCACCGUCUUCUCAGUCUACAACGGAGCUCUUCUUCGAGGGCUUCAAGAACGCAGAUCCCAGCAACCUGACGUUAAGCGGUGUCGCCGAGAUCCAACCCAACGGUUUACUCCGGCUAACCAACCAAACCAGCCGGUUGCUCGGCCACUGCUUCUACUCUUCCCCAAUCCAGUUCAAGAACCACAGAAACGGUGCCGUUUUCUCCUUCUCCACCACGUUCGCCUUCGCCGUCGUCCCUCAGUUCCCCACCCUCGGCGGUCACGGCCUCUCCUUCGCCGUCUCUCCCGCGGCCGACCUCCCCGGAGCUACACCGUCGAACUAUCUUGGCCUCUUCAAUUCCUCCACCGACGGUAACUUCACGAACCACCUCUUAGCCGUCGAGUUCGACACGGUUCAAGACUUCCUGUUUCAGGACAUCAACGAUAACCAUGUCGGGAUCGAUAUCAACAGCGUCGUCUCCGAUAAAUCUGUCUUCGCCGGUUACUUCGACGACGAACACAACCACACGUGGCGAAACAUCAGCCUCCAGGACGGGAAACCCGUUUUCGCCUGGAUCGAUUACGAUUCUGGUACGAAUCUCUUGAACGUCACUCUUUCUACGAAUUCCAGAAAACCCAGAUCUCCGAUUUUGUCGUAUCGUAUAAAUCUUGCCCCGAUUCUUCACGACAAGAUGUAUGUCGGGUUCGCAGCUUCGACGGGCUUGCUCGCGAGCUCGCACUACGUAAUGGGUUGGAGUUUUAAGAUCAAUGGGGAAGCUAAAAAUCUCGAUUUAUCAUCUCUCCCGUCGAUCACUGGCUCGAAGAAGAACAGCACCGGUCUGAUUGUCGGAGUUUCGGCAUCUGCUACUGUUCUCGCUAUAUCCGCCGUGAUUGCAUCGGUCGCUCUGUUUCUGAGAUUCAAAAACAGAGAUGUGAUCGAGGAUUGGGAGUUUGAGAUCGGUCCCCAUCGGUAUUCAUACACCGAGCUGAAGAAAGCGACAAGAAAUUUCAGCGAAUCGGAGCUCCUGGGUCGAGGCGGGUUCGGGCAGGUUUUCAGAGGAACACUGCCGGGUUCGAACAUCCGAGUCGCCGUGAAGCGAGUUUCGCACGAGUCAAAACAAGGUCUCCGCGAAUUCGUGUCAGAGAUCGCGAGUAUCGGUCGGUUACGUCACCGGAAUCUCGCCCAGCUCCUCGGAUGGUGUCGGAGACGAGGCGAUCUUCUCCUCGUCUACGAGUUCAUGCCUCACGGAUCGCUCGACAAAUUUCUGUUCAAUGAGAGACCCCAGAUCGAACUGAGUUGGGAUCAACGGUUCAAGAUCAUCAAAGACGUUGCUUCUGCUCUUUUCUAUCUCCACGAAGGAUACGAACAGGUUGUUCUUCAUAGAGACGUCAAGGCGAGUAACGUUUUGUUAGACGGUGACCUAACCGGCCGGUUAGGGGAUUUCGGUUUAGCGAGAUUAUACGAUCACGGUACUAACCCAGGUACAACCCGGGUUGUCGGUACGCUCGGUUAUCUCGCCCCGGAGGUUCCCCGAACUGGGAAAUUUACUACCAGCUCAGACGUAUAUGCUUUCGGUAUGCUGCUUUUAGAAGUUGUGACCGGGCGUAGACCAAUUGAGAUGAAAACCGGACCGGAUGAUUUGGUAUUGGCGGAUUGGGUUUGGGACCGGUUUAAAACCGGGCGAGUUGCAGAAAUCGUUGAUCCGAAAUUGGGGAACCGGUACGACGAGAGCGAGGUUUUGCUUGUGGUUAAGCUCGGUUUGAUGUGUUCGGACAAUGUACCGACCUCUAGACCGACUAUGAGACAAGCGGUUCGGUAUUUACGCCGAGAAAUCGAUACUCCGCGGAAUUUGGAUAACCCAGAGCAUACGUACGGAGAAUCUAAGGCUAACAUUAACAGAUUUGAUGGUUUCGAAGGCUUUUACGGAUCGACGUCGUUUGGUCAGAGCAAUUCCCGGCAUCGGUAUAGUUAUACCGGGACCGGUUUUGCGAGUUCGGAUUCUAUUUCUACAUCUCCGGUUUCUCUUCUACGGGAAACAAUGUAGAUUUGGAAAAAAGGUGACAACUUGCUGCGAGUGGAGCACUACCAUUUUUUUAAAAUAUGAUUUCUUUGGAGAAAAUUAUUGGUCUAACAAUCAAAAGAUCCGAGGAAUAUAUCGAAGUCUUCUUUGUUCCUUAUUCGUCAUUGCCUUUUUUUAUUUAAAAAAAUAAAUAAAUUAUCCGUAUGUUUAAUUCA